AGUGCACUUACAUUGAAUAUAUCAAUUGACCACUUCUUUUCAAGCAAUUUUUGAUCAUUUUUAUAUCAUCACUAACAUAACAUUAUUAACAUUUCCCUGUCUGUCACUAGAUUCCUUAACCUAUUUUUUAGAGUUUAGAGAGAGAAAGAGACACAUUUUCUGGGUUAUCUUGGCUUCUUCCCUCUUGGUUGUAUUCAAAUUCAACAGGAUGGGUAUUCAAACUUGAAAGAACAGAAUACAGUUCUUAAGAGGUAAUAAUAAUAAUAAUAAGCUGCACUUUUUUUUUUCUGCAUCUGUUUCAUUUCUCUGAUGCCACAUUUAGCAGUUUCUUCUUCACAAACACUUACAGAGUUACAGUUACAGAUUACCCUUCUGUUCAACCUUGAAAGAACAGAAUACAGUUUUUAAGAGGUAAUAAGCUGCUCUUCUUUUUUCUGCAUCUGUUUCAUUUCUCUGAUGCCACAUUUACCAGUUUCUUCUUCAUACACACUUCAACAGUUACAGUUACAGAUUACCCUUCUGUUUAAAUUUCUGUUAUCAAUCAAACACUGAAAUAAUCAAGGAUGAAUAUGAGAGAUGAACUCGAGUUUGAUGACUGUUUUCCAGUAAACUUGAGCAGUUUCUUGUUCACACAAACUUAAACAGUUACAGAUUACCCUUUUGUUAAACUUCUGUUUUCAAUCAAAUACUGAAAUCAAGGAUGAAUAUGAGAGAUGAACUCGAGUUUGAUGACUGUUUUCCAGUAAACUUGAAUCCCAACAAAUCCCUCAGCAUUAAAACUGUUACAUGCAACACUCAUUUCAGAACUUCUGCUGAUAAUCAGCAGCAGAAGUCACCUCAUGUUGAAGAAUUAGCUGCAUUGAACUCACCUUCUUUAAUCUCACCUCCAUCUUCAGCAUUCGCCUCUGCGCUUCAGUCGCCUUACAUUUCACCAAGAGCCUCAACACCAAAAUCCCCUGAAAACAAGGCUACUUCUUCUUCUUCUCCUUCCCCACUAAACUCAUACUGUGGGUCCCACUCAGAGGACAUACCCAGCAGUUCAUAUACACCUGCACCAGAAAAGUCUGAUUUCUCAGAUGAUGAAAAUCUCAAAUUUGUUGAUUCAAUCCCAGAAUCAGUUGCACCACGCAUUUCUUUCUCUUUCCCGGUCCCACGCCUUUCUUUCACUAAAGCUUCUGUUUCAACUUCUUCACUCAACUCUAAGCUAAGAAGUUGUGAUGUUUUCAUAGGCUAUCAUGGACAAAAUCCCAAUUUAAUCCGUUACUGUAAAUGGCUCAAGUCAGAGCUUGAAGUCCAAGGUAUUGCUUGCUUUCUUGCUGAUAGAGCAAGGUAUGCAGAUACACAAAGCCAUGAAAUAGCAGAUCGAGUUAUUUGUUCUGUUAGUUUUGGUAUUGUGGUGAUUUCAACUUCCAGUUUGUACAACCAUUUCAGUAUGGAAGAGGUUAGAUUCUUCACCCAAAAGAAGAACUUAAUCCCAAUGUUCUUUGACACACAACAACCAGCAAUGGAGGUUGCAGAGUGCAGGUCUGAUGUUAAACAAUGCAGAGAGGCAAUAGAGGGAAUGAUUAAGUACCAUGAAUUUAAGCUUGAAGCCAAAGAUGGUGAUUGGAGGAGUUGUAUCUCUAAAGCUACUGGUAUACUGCGUUCAAAGCUAGGACGGAAGAGUAUUAAUUCCAAAGAGAUAGAACAUGAAGUAAUUGAAUUACCUUUCCCACGAAACAAGAAGUUUGUAGGAAGAGAUAAGGAAAUUAUGGAGAUUGAAGCUGCAUUCUUUAGUAAUGGGGAGUUAUCUGGUUAUUCUGAAGGUGUUGCAGAUGAGGGAACUGCUUCAGAAACUCAGUUUGAAACUGUCAGAAGCAGAAACUCCAUUAAAAAGCUCAAAUACAAGAAAUCAAGGAGUGUAAUCUGCAUCAGUGGGUGUCCAGAUGUUGGAAAAACUGAACUUGCUCUUGAAUUUGCAUACAGAUAUUCCCAUAGAUACAAGAUGGUGCUUUGGGUUGGCGGAGAAGCUCGUUACCUCAGGCAAAACAUACUAAACCUCUCGAUAAAUCUUUGUUCAGACGUUAGUGCUGAUCCCGAGAAGGAAAGGGGGAAGAUCAGAAACUUUGAGGAACAAGAAUACGAGGCUUUUAAGAGGAUAAAGAGGGAGUUGUUUCGAGACAUGCCUUACUUGAUUAUCAUAGACCAUCUCGAGACUGAGAAUGAAUGGUGGGAGGGAAAAGACUUACUUGACCUCAUCCCAAGAACUACUGGUGGCACUCAUGUACUUUUCACUACAAGGCUAUCCAAGGUAAUGAACUUCGAUGUCAUGCAUCUUGAAACACUGCCUUUUCCCGAUGCAAUGAUGCUAAUUCGAGGUAUAAGAAGAAAUAAAGAGUAUACAGAUGAAGAGUAUGAAUGGUUGAAAAAGAUUGAGGAAAAACUAGGAAGUUCAACAUUUGGUUUGUCUGUUGUUGAUUCACUACUUACAGAGCUGGCUAUUUCACCAUCUGCUCUCUUUGAGGUAGUACAGCAGUUCUCCUUCGAAGAUGUGUCUGACUGCAGCAGUUUUUCAAGUGCAAGUGAUAAGCAACUUUGCAGGAAUAAUCCUUUCUUGAUGAAAAUUCUAGCAUUCUGUUUUUCCAUAUUGGAUAAAACAUCACAAAAGAAUGAUUUUUUAGCAUCUAAGAUGUUUCUUGUUGGUGCAUGGUUUUCCCCAUCACCUAUAUCAGCAAAUUUACUGGUUACUGCAGCUAAGCAUAUACCUGCAACAGGGAAUCGGUUAAAGAAGUGGAGUAAGUGGAGCAACUGCUUAAGACCUGAAACAAGUGAAAAUAAGGUGAAGAGAACAGAGCCUCAAUAUCUUUCAUUUUUCUGCUGCGGCUGUCCAUUAGUGACUAGAACUUGGAAGAGUGAAGAAGAAUACGCCCUUCUUCUGGUAAAACUAGGAUUGGCACGCAGAGUUAUCUGUCAGAAUCAGACAGGAUUAUGGAUACAGUUCCAUCCUAUCAGCAGAAUGUUUGCUAGAACAAGAGAAGAACAACCAGCAAUCACACAAGCAACCGUUUUUGCCAUAAUGAAAAUCGGGAAACCAUUGCUAAACUCGGAUCAUUUAUGGGCAAGUGCUUUUUUAGUUUUCGGGUUCAAAUCAGAACCCCCACUUGUUCAGCUAAAAGCAAUGGACAUGGUUCUGUUCAUCAAGAAAACAGCUAUCCCUUUAGCCAUUGCAACUUUCACGACUUUUUCGAGGUGUAAUUCUGCAUUAGAGCUUCUUAAAGUGUCUACAAGUGUACUCGAAGAUGUGGAGAAAUCAUUCGUGUCACAAAUACAAGAUUGGAGACAUGGAUCACUUUGCUGGAGUAAGAAACUGCAGCAGUCGAAUCAGAAGGUGGAUGAGUAUGCUUGGGAAGAAGUAACUAUGCUGAAAGCUACAUUGUUGGAAACAAGAGCAAAACUGUUGUUAAGAGGUGGGUAUUUUGAUAGUGCAGAGGAACUUUGUAGGACUUGUAUAAGUAUUAGGACUGUGAUGUUAGGUCAUAACCAUGCACACACAUUGGCUGCUCAAGAAACAUUGGCAAAAUUGGUCAGAUUAAGAAGCAAAAUAUGAAUGACUAAUAAUAUUGAAAGUUAUGUUUA
Molecule: messenger RNA, 3615 nt
Organism: Spinacia oleracea (spinach)
Lineage: Eukaryota; Viridiplantae; Streptophyta; Magnoliopsida; Caryophyllales; Amaranthaceae
Exons: 2
Coding region: 701-3586 (961 amino acids)
Biological process (GO): recombinational repair
Molecular function (GO): ADP binding
Source: RefSeq, a predicted model, not a curated record